Suillus plorans is the source of this 504-nucleotide messenger RNA. RefSeq lists its product as uncharacterized. NCBI's taxonomy places the organism in Eukaryota, Fungi, Basidiomycota, Agaricomycetes, Boletales, Suillaceae. The transcript is spliced from 2 exons. The record is from RefSeq and is a predicted model, not a curated record. Bases 1 to 504 code for a protein of 167 amino acids.
AUGACAUGGAGCACAAGAAAGCAGGAUUUCUCCUCGGGCGUGUUCACUGCACCAUUAUGGCCCUCGGCCUAUGGGACUCGGGUCGCGCUGUCGCGUUCGUUCUUGGUUGCAGGAAUCGGUGUUUUGCUUCGCAUGUUCUGGGUAAUGUCUGUCCUCGUGUAUCGCACUGUCAGAGGUGAGCGAUCGGAGAAGAUCAGCCACGGGUACAUCAUGUUCGAACAUGAUGCAGAGACCCACUUCGUGCCUCCUCCUGAAUACACUGACGAGAAUCCAUUCCUUCCCCUUAAGCACUUCAUCUACAAACUUCCUGUUCAUUCGCUAAACAAGCUCGAAUCCCUUGCUCUGGCGUCCCAUGACCUUACAAUUUCGCCUGCUGUUGGCGUCAGUGGCUGGGGCACAUCAUCUACCGCAGUCGCCCCCUUCAUACGCCCAACGAAUUUCUUGUUCCUCUUCGAAUCUGGAAGCACCUCUCUCACACUCCAGUUCAGAGCCCGUCUUCCUUAG